Messenger RNA from Chaetomium strumarium, 3371 nucleotides. Its product is annotated as cation transport protein-domain-containing protein. The record is from RefSeq and is a predicted model, not a curated record. Gene Ontology annotation, molecular function: high-affinity potassium ion transmembrane transporter activity. The transcript has 3 exons. Gene Ontology annotation, biological process: intracellular potassium ion homeostasis; potassium ion import across plasma membrane. Gene Ontology annotation, cellular component: plasma membrane. Bases 267 to 2933 code for a protein of 888 amino acids. Lineage: Eukaryota; Fungi; Ascomycota; Sordariomycetes; Sordariales; Chaetomiaceae.
CCGCCUCAGAUUCAUUUCUUCCCUCUGAGCAUCUUCUCUCGUCGCCCGCAUUUGCCCGCUUGCUUCUCAUCCGAUUGUUUCCGCCGUCAUGUCUCUGCCGUGCCGGUAGCCCCAUUGACUCCUGCUUUGCAGUGAGUACCGCAGCUCUUUCCGGGAGGCCGCCGGUUGGUUGCUUCGUCGAAUCUACCGUCGCGCAGUCCUCGGCCUAUCUCGGUCCGGUCCGGUCCUUGGUGUUCCCAGCACGGCUUGCUCGCUAGACAUCCGCGAUGGACGGCUUCAGACACUUGGUUGUCGACCAGAUAAAGGCUCUGCGGCCUUCGUUCAUCUCCAAAAAGCCACAUUUUAACUUUAUCUCCGCCCAUUAUUUCUACAUCAUCAGCCUCGCGAUUCUCGGAUCUGUCAUAGUCUUCGGCUCGGGCAAGGGGAAUGUGGCUUAUAUCGAUGCGCUUUUCCUCGCCAGCUGCGCCAGUACCCAGGCCGGCCUGAACACGGUCGACCUCAACUUGCUCAACACGUUCCAGCAGAUUGUGUUAUAUCUGUGGCCUAUGCUGACGAAUCCCAUCACCAUCAACUCCUUCGUCGUGUUCCUGCGGCUCUAUUGGUUCGAAAAGCGCUUCCAGCAUAUCGUCCGCGAAUCUCGCCAGAGACGAGGCACCAUCUCCAAGUCCAAGACGAGGUCGAAACCCGACGACGAGGAUGUCGAGAGGGGGGUAAAUGGUCGGAAAAUCACCGUCAUGCUCAAUGGUGCCAGGUCACGCAUCACGAAUGACGGCAUCCUGCUGGAUGACAAGCCGCGGUCGUCGGACGAGGACGAACCCGACCCGAAGUCCAAGCUCCCUUCAAACCCAUCUGCGACCGACGAGUCUCGUCGACCUGAAAUCAAGUUUGCUCGUACCGUUACGAAGAGUGAUGGCUUGGGCAAAGGGGCGAUCAAGCUCCCGCCCACUCGGUCCCAGCAGGAGCAUAUCGACUUCCUGGAACGUCAACGGAAGGGAGACGAUGAGGUGCUGAGGAUCCCGAACCCCAGGGAUGUGGAGCGUGGCAUGGUUCCCAAGCGUGUCGAGGCUGGGGAGGACGAGGAGGCCGAGCCGGCCUCGCCCCGCGCCCAGGGACUGGGCGUGGACUUGGGCGGCAGUUCUCAGGCGCCCACCGCCGAGAGUCGCCCGCAGGCCAUCACAAUUGAGGAGCCUGACCGACACAAUCUGCAGCAGUCCGACUCGGACGAUCUGGUUGACGGGGCCAAAGCCGCUGCCCGCGUUUUUUCCUUAUCUUUCAUCAAGAUCCGGAGACCCAGGUUCCUAAGCCGGAACAACAGACGGCUGCAUGGCAAGGAAGACGAGCUGGGUGCAUCUGCUAAGGGCAAGGGCCGACGGCAAUCCUUCUCGUCAAUAAGGACAGUCUUCUCGAGGGAUAAGGUGGAGGGUACUCCGUACCUGAGUUGGGAGCCGACUAUUGGCCGUAACUCAGCCUUCCCAGAUCUCACCGAGGAGCAGAGGGAAGAGCUCGGAGGGAUCGAAUACAGGUCCUUGAAGACACUUGCCGUGAUUCUCACCGGCUAUUUUUGGAUAUUCUCCGCCAUCGCUGUCGUCGGCCUAUUGCCAUGGAUUCGGCGCAUGCCGAGUUACGGCCGCAUUGUCGACACCGCCGGCGUAAGCAGAACGUGGUGGGCCUUCUUCACAGGCAGCUCGGCGUUCAUGGACUUGGGCUUCACCCUCACGCCGGACAGUAUGAACUCAUUCAACACCGCCACGUGGCCGCUGCUGCUGAUGAGCUUCCUCAUCGUCAUUGGCAACACCGGAUUUCCCGUCAUGCUGCGGUUUAUAAUUUGGGUGCUGUCGCACAUGGUCCCCGUCGCCACCGGACUCUAUGAGGAACUCACUUUCCUACUCGACCAUCCUCGGCGCUGCUUCACCUUGCUGUUCCCAUCGGGAGCAACUUGGUGGCUUUUCUGGUUACUGGUCGUCAUGAACGGGCUCGACGUCAUGUUCUUCAUUGUGCUCGAUCUCGGAAGGAGUCCAGUUGUCGAUCUACCGGCCGGGCUCAAGGUUUUGAACGGCGUGUUUGAAGCGGUCUCCACCAGAACGGCUGGGUUCUCUUGUGUGAACCUGGCCGCCUUGCACCCCGCCGUCCGGUUCUCGUACAUGGUCAUGAUGUACAUAUCGGUCUUCCCCAUUGCCAUCUCGGUCCGCCGCACGAACGUGUACGAGGAGAGGUCCUUAGGUGUUUACAGCAAGAACGACAUCGACGAGCAGGCGGCCGGCAGCGACUUGUCUUACGUCGGGGCUCAUUUACGGCGGCAGCUGUCAUUCGACUUGUGGUACAUCGUCAUCGGCUUCUUCAUUAUCAACAUCACCGAGGGCGCCCGUCUCAUGGCGGGUGACUUCACGCAAUUUGAUGUCCUGUUCGAGGUGGUUAGCGCCUAUGGCACGGUCGGUAUGAGCAUAGGCUAUACUGGCGUCAACGCUUCCUUGUCCUCCCAGUUCUCCGUUCUCGGCAAGCUAGUCAUCAUCGCUAUGGUGAUCCGCGGUAGACACCGUGGUCUGCCUUACGGCCUGGAUCGUGCCAUCCUCCUCCCCAGCGAAUCCUUGAACGCCACCGAGGCGGCCGAUGACGCGAGGAUGGCGAGACAUGUCUCGCACACUUCUGCUACCACGGGAGCCGCCCGCUCUUCGAGUGUGGGCGGGCGACAUAGAGCCAUGAGCGGCGAUCACGGCAACAUCUUGACUUCUCUGCUGCAUCCCGGCCCGGCCGUCCCCGCCGACCCGCACAUGACAGAUCUUGGUCUCAGAUUCUCCGAUACCGGUGCCAUGUCCGAGGAACCAGAGUCGUAUGCCACGCGGGUCAGCUCCCGGCGGACGGAGCCCGGCGUCUCGAGAAGGUUUGAUCCUACGUUGAGUUUGGAUAGGCCACGGACUUCUGCUGGGAACGAGUAAUGGGGCUCGCUUUUCUUUUGGGGGUUUCCUUCCACCACAGCGGCAGCAUUUGGAGGCCCCUUCGAUUCAAUGAGACCAGCAGAUGCGCGGGUUUACAGACCCUGGGAGGGCGGCGCACUUUCCCCACACUUUUCUUUUCCCCUGUUCUCCAUCUUACUUCUUAGUUCAUAAAGUCGCAGGCAGGGCUUGAGCAAGCAAGCAAAUUGCCACGGCUCGGGAAGGCGUUUAAACGGGUUAUUAUCAGGGCGUUCGGCACAGGAUACUGUACACCAGGGAUAUUUUAGAUGGGGUGCUGGGAGCAUCGGGCUGGAUAUCUCGGUAUUUGAUGCUUCUUCAAGAACAGGAUAUGCGCAAUACAGCAGCACGGAUGCCUCCUUGAGACAUAACAUGACGGCAACGGCGUAACUGGAGGACAAGGGAACGGGCGCUACAGCAGGC